CGGCGAUGUCGCGUUUGUUAACCCUCGCGAUCUUGUGGCGUUCUGGUCGCGUGUAUGAUGGCUUCGACAAAACCGGACGUCUUACGGAUACUGUGUUUACAUGGAUAUAGGCAGAAUGGACAGACUUUCAGGGAACGUACUGGAGCAUUUAGGAAGAUUAUCAAGAAACAUGCAGAAUUGGUGUUCAUCACAGCACCACACAUUGUACCACCAGUGAAGGGUUCAGAGGACGGAGAAGCUCAAAAUUCAGAUGAGCGAGGAUGGUGGUUUUCACAGGAGGACGACAGUUACAAUGCCCAAGAAGUCAGUCAGUGCUGCAAGGGAUAUGAUGAAUCUGUGGAACUUGUCAAACAGUCAAUAGUGGAACAGGGCCCGUUUGAUGGGAUCCUUGCAUUCAGCCAGGGAGCCUGCUUGUUGUCGUUAGUUUGUUGUCUGCAAGAAAGAAACCCAGAUCUUUUCAAGUUUAACUUUGCUAUUUUUGUGGCGGGAUUCAAGAGCAGAUCCAUACCUCAUGAAAGUUUCUAUGAAACAGUAGUUACGAUACCAACGCUACACGUGUUUGGAGACACUGACAAGGUUAUACCGAAAGAAAUGAGUGAAGCACUUCUGCCUAGUUACAAAGAGCCUGUGAUUCUACAGCAUCCUGGCGGACACUUCAUCCCUGCAUCCUCACAACAGAAACAAGUCUACCUCCAGUUCCUGGAUAAAAUGGCUGCUAUGAAGUCCUAGUCAAUUGGGGGCGGUGGGGUAGCCUAGUGGUUAAUGCGUUUGCUUGUCUCACCGAAGACCUGGUUCGAUUCCCUGGAGGGUACAAUGUGUAAAGCCCAUUUCUGGUGUAUCCGCUGUGAUAUUGCUGAAAUAUUACUAAAAGCUAAACUCACUCACUCAGUCUUGGUCAAUUGGGAGAUAAACAUUCUGCCUUAGUGGAUGUCAGUGAUAUUCUUGAAGCAGUUAUUUAUUGACAUUCCAGGAUUUGACCUUGACCUUGGCAGUGUUUCAACAGGGACGCCACUGAAAUGAUUACAAGGUCUUUCCAUAACAUUUAAAGAUCCUGAAAGUACUUAAGUGGUUCAGUGAAUCAUUUGAUUUCUUAAAGUACAGGAUUUUUUUAUUGCUUGCAAAGAAUUUGGUACAAUGAAUAUUUGUGCUUCUCUUGGGGUGAGCAGUA
This is a messenger RNA of Haliotis rubra (blacklip abalone), 1168 nucleotides long. Its product is annotated as esterase OVCA2-like. The transcript has 8 exons. NCBI's taxonomy places the organism in Eukaryota, Metazoa, Mollusca, Gastropoda, Lepetellida, Haliotidae. Bases 55 to 729 code for a protein of 224 amino acids. Gene Ontology annotation, cellular component: nucleus; cytoplasm. The record is from RefSeq and is a predicted model, not a curated record. Gene Ontology annotation, biological process: response to retinoic acid.